This is a messenger RNA of Puma concolor (puma), 1170 nucleotides long. Lineage: Eukaryota; Metazoa; Chordata; Mammalia; Carnivora; Felidae. The record is from RefSeq and is a predicted model, not a curated record.
AUGGGCCCCUGGAAAGACGAUGCCGUUGCUACAGCUGGAUUCCUGAACGGCACCUCAUUCUCCACGACGUGGAAAGAUGAUCGAGGUAAACGCAAAGCACUGAAGUUGAAUUUUGCAAAUCCACCUUUCAAAUCUACAGCAAGGUUUACUCUGAAUCCCAAUCCUACAGGAGUUCAAAACCCACACAUAGAGAGGCUGAGAACACACAGCAUCGAAUCGUCGGGAAAACUGAAGAUCUCUCCUGAGCAGCACUGGGAUUUCACCGCGGAGGACUUGAAGGACCUUGGAGAAAUCGGACGAGGAGCUUACGGUUCCGUCAACAAAAUGGUCCACAAACCAAGUGGGCAGAUAAUGGCAGUUAAAAGAAUUCGGUCAACAGUGGAUGAAAAAGAACAAAAACAACUUCUUAUGGAUUUGGAUGUAGUAAUGCGCAGUAGUGACUGCCCGUACAUUGUUCAGUUUUAUGGUGCACUCUUCAGAGAGGGUGACUGUUGGAUCUGUAUGGAACUCAUGUCUACCUCGUUUGAUAAGUUUUACAAAUAUGUAUAUAGUGUAUUAGAUGAUGUUAUUCCAGAAGAAAUUUUAGGCAAAAUCACUUUAGCAACUGUGAAAGCACUAAACCACUUAAAAGAAAACUUGAAAAUCAUUCACAGAGAUAUCAAACCUUCCAAUAUUCUUCUGGACAGGAGUGGGAAUAUUAAGCUCUGUGACUUUGGCAUCAGUGGACAGCUGGUGGACUCCAUUGCCAAGACAAGAGAUGCCGGGUGUAGGCCAUACAUGGCACCUGAAAGAAUAGACCCAAGUGCAUCUCGACAAGGAUAUGAUGUCCGCUCUGAUGUCUGGAGUUUGGGGAUCACAUUGUACGAGUUAGCCACAGGCCGAUUUCCUUACCCAAAGUGGAAUAGUGUAUUCGAUCAACUAACACAAGUCGUGAAAGGAGACCCUCCACAGCUGAGUAACUCGGAGGAAAGGGAGUUCUCCCCCAGUUUCAUCAACUUUGUCAACUUGUGCCUUACGAAGGAUGAAUCCAAAAGGCCAAAGUAUAAAGAACUUCUGAAACAUCCCUUUAUUUUGAUGUAUGAAGAACGUACCGUAGAGGUCGCAUGCUACGUUUGUAAAAUCCUGGAUCAAAUGCCAGCCACUCCCAGCUCCCCCAUGUACGUCGACUGA